CCUUAGCUUUCUGCUCAGCUGAUUGCUGUUUUCAAGAUGGUUGCCUUAUCACCCUCUCUUGAAAUUUUCCUUAAUCAAACACGUUGCUCUGUUAGUGAUGAAUGCUAUCACUAUGAAACUCGAAAACAGACAACUACCUGUUCAAUCAUCUAAAGAUAAAUCAAGAGUCCCCAUCAUAGCUAAGAAAUGUAAAAACACUAGGAAGAAAUCCAUCCUUCUUAACACUGACAAAGACGCCUUGCUAAAUAAUCAUGGCUUGGGAUGUAAAUCCAGUGAUCCAGCCAAUCCUAAUGAUACAAAAUCUAAUUCUUCCCCGGAAUUAAAUUCAUCUAAGAAAGUACGUUCGAAAAAAGUUGUUCCCAAACCUAAUGAUAAAAUGCCCCCGAAAUCCGAGAAGAUGCAAGAACGCUUAGAGCAAUUUUUGAGUGCCGAUGUUCGUGAAAAAGUUUCUUCAAUAUUAAAUGAAGUAAAAGCUUUGUCAGAUGUUGAGAAAUUAUUCCUGUAUUUGCAAUUACCAACUGGUGCUUCUCUAGAAAUUGAUCCUUUUAAACCAAAAACUCAAAAUCCACUUGGGAAAAAAGCUGAUGAAGAGGGAUUUGUUGCAGUCAAUUGGAUUCAAAGUCACUUUGAAGAAGAUCCAGAUGUUUCAUUACCAAAGCAAGAAGUUUAUAAUGAAUACCAAGCUUUUUGCCAAAUGUCUGGAACAGAUUCCCUUUGUGCAGCUGAUUUCGGCAAAGUGAUGAAGCAAAUUUUUCCAUCUGUUAAACCUCGUAGACUCGGUACUAGAGGAAAUUCAAGGUACUGUUACAGUGGAUUGAGAAAAAAAUUAAAUCUGAAAUCUCCAACAUUACCAGAUAUGCAUGCAGAAACUGAAAAUUCUGAGUCCCAAGAAGAAGCCGGUAUGGAUGAAACUACGUCUGCAUCCUGUCACAUUAUUUUCCAAUGGGCCGAAAAACUCUUCUCCAGAAAAUUUACAUCUCUUAAGAGCUUGGCAUCUUAUUUAUUGGAAUAUAUGUAUGUUGACAAUAGAUCUGUAGCAGCUUUUACUGUCCUUUUAGAGGGAUCUCCCGAACUUUUAGAGAAAGGGUUUGCAAACAGUGAAGGUGGCAUGAAGAAAAGUGAUGCUCAAAUGCAUCUUCAAAGAAAAAUACAAGAAAAAGAAUUAAUCAAAGAGCAGAAGAAAAAACUUCAAGAGCAGCGCUCUAAUUUAAGCAUUUCAAAUAAAGCCAAGGUUCCUUCAUCAAAAAAGAAAAUUUUAAAAUCCAAGAAAAACAAGUUGUCAUCAUCUAUUGAUUUAACUGAUUUCUCUUUGGAUAAAGAAUCAAAUAGUUUGCCUACAAAAAGCAGUGAAGGCAGUUCUGAGGAAAUUUUGCUUCAGGAUAAUUCAAGCUUUGAAAUAAAGGAAGAGGAAUUUGAAAUGGAAUCAAUAUCUUUAAUUCCCAAUAAUAAAAGUCCGACAAAGUUGGAUGCCUUCUCUGACCAACUUUCUGCUGAUAAGAAUUCACAUCCAAGUCCAGGAAGCUCAAAUGACAUUGAAGACAAUGUUAAGAAGAAGAGUACAUUUCUCAUUUCACCUCGGAAAACUCCGGUAUGUGUAGCCCAAAGUCUCCCUGGAAUAAUAAUUUUACCACAGCUUACAGAUAUAAGUAAGCAAGCUGCCUCACCUCCUAAGUACAAGCGUAUUCAACCAAAGCCAGUAAAAGUCGACAAUUAUUCUGCAGUUAUGAGAGCUCGAGCAGGAUCUGUAGGAUCUUGUUCAGUGAACAAGCCUAAAUCAAAAUUGAAUGAUGGAAGACGUAGUUCUCAUGCUUGGCUACAGUCUGCAAAUAGUCCAGAAAGUAAUGAAGAUAAUGUAUCUAAGAAUGUUACCUCUAAUAUCAAAAUUGUUUCACUAAAAUCUCCCCCUUCGAAAAAUAAUUCAAGAAGAAACAGCUUUGUUGUUCCAAAAGAUAUAGCAACUGAGAAACAGAGUUUAAUUUUAGAAAAUAAUGAUCCUAAAACUAAUCUUAAUGGUGCUGAAAUAGCUUCAAGUCUUUCACAUGUUAAUUUGUCUACUAGUAACAUAUCUGAGCUUAUAUUAAAAUCUGGUCUUGCAGGCGAUAGUCUGGACUCCAGUCUUCCAUCAGAAGAUAACCGUUCUCUCAAAAGGCAUUUAAGUGAAAAUAGUGGAUCUGUGGCAGCCAAGCGAGCCCAUUUAGACAUUAACAAAAGUGUAGAUUUAAUUAAAACAUUUUUAUCAAAUUCAAAUGAUACUUAUCAGACGAAUAAUUUGACUUGUCUUUCAGUGCAAGAAACACCCAUCCAACCAAAAGCUGUUGCGAGUGAGGAAGAAGUUAGUGUACAUGAUAUUGAAGGUGAUGCUCUUAUUGAUUACUUCCGUGGAGUUACAGCUAAUUCUUCAACAAAUUCUUUACCACUCUUGAAAGAGAAAAAUGAAUCUGAGCAAAGGCAACUAACUUGUAAUAAUAAUAAAGUGAAGCAGUUGUCACAACUUCGAAUGUUGCUGGAACAAAAUCUUCCUAAACGAGGGUCAAAUGUAUCAUCAGCAAGUUUGAAGGAUGUUCCUGCAUCAUCAGCACCAUCUACAAUCAUACAAAAUAAUACUUUGUCACAAACAAUUGGUACAUCAGCAAUCACCGGGAAAGGCCUUUUAUCUAAUGAAAUACAUGUUCUAAAUAAUCAGUUAGAUUUAAAUAACUUGUGUAGUUCUGAUCUUGUUUCUACAGUUAUCAAUGAUAAGCUUAAUUCCAAUAAUUCUCAAGUCAAUUCUAUUGAUAGAUUAUUUUCUUUUGAUUUAUCGCCUGAAUCAAAUGCUAAUAUAAAUAAUACAAAUGAACUUGCUGAUCCUACAAUCUUUUUAAAUUCUACAAAACAUGAAUCACAGAAGGGAGAAAUUAAUUUGAACACUGGCUUAUCAGAUCUAAAACAAAGCUUAGAUACUAAUAAUUUGUCUAGUGCUUUUGAGUAUGUGAGUCACCAAGUCUUAAACUCUAGUUCUGGAAGAGUCAAUACCUAUACUCAAGUACCAUCUGUUCCUCAAAGUCCUAAUACCAGAAGGCGUGCUUUCAAUUUUAUGCCAAUAUCUCCUAGACAUACUCCUGUUCCAGAUACUUUAAACAAUAAUGCACCAAAUAUAUCGUCGCCAGUACCAAAUCAGUACCCAAGAAAUAUGAUGUCCAUUGCUGUGGGGCCUUCACAGCCUCCCAGCAAUGCAGGAAGUCCAUUUAUUUCUCCAAGAUCUACUCCAGUAUCCAUGUGCCGUUCUCGCCAUAGCUCUGGUCAGAGCACUUACAGUACGUCCCGCCACACACCAUUUCAGAAUUUUGACUCUGGUGUUUCUUCUGUCUCUUCCUCCCCAUUUAUUUCUCCCCAGCCUACUCCAGUACCUGUCAGUAGAUUAAGACAUAAUUCAAGUCACAGCUCUAAUAAAACUGUAACUUUUUGUUCUGUUAAUAAUCCUCAAAUUAUGCAUAGCCAGUCAAUGAAUAAUAUGGGACAGUUGCGUUCAAGACACAGUUCUGGUCCAGGUGGACCAUACCAGACUGGAAAUUUAUGCCUAUCUAGGAGUGCUCCAUUGUCACCUUUGGUGAAUGAGCAGUGUCCACCAUCCAAUUUUGUAUUUCCAUCGGUCAGUGAAGUGAGAUCUCGCCAUAAUUCUGGUUCAAAUGCCACAACACCGCUGUCUCCAGUUUCUGAGCAAGCAUCAUCUUCGAGUAGCUGCACAAGCAAUCUUCCAGAUCUUUCCAGUGUCACAGAGGCUGCAUCCUUGUUGUCCCAUUCUCUUCUAAAUGAUAGUGCAGGUGACUUGCUCAUCAAUGGCAACCAGUCCAACUUCAAACAAGUUCGUCAACGACAUGCUUCAAGUUCUGUCAUCUACACUAAACCUUAUCUUGCUGUGAAGGAUACUUAUUCUCCAGAGAUACAGAAUUUAUUGAAGAACAGUGAGAACAGCGGUGAUGGAUUGCCCCAUUCUUUGUUUAAUCGAAGUCAAUCCGUUCCUUUGCAUCAAAUGAUUCAGACCUUAGAUAAUAAUUAUUGUCUUCUGCCUCAACCUGUAGAGGACCCAGUGCCUAGAUCACACCCCACAACACCUGUGACAAAUCAAAUGUUUUCAUUCCCCCUUUUGAGUUCUGGCCAGGAUAGUUCUGUGCUCGGCAGUGACCUUCUGAAUCGCGAGAAGGCCCUUGCCCCAUCUAUUCAGAUGGAAUGGGCAGGGCUGGAAAAUGCUGGCGAUGUAGAUAUGAGUUCUGCAAGGCGCAAUUUGGCCAACUUUUUAGAUCCACCACUUACAAUAGAUUCAGAUUUGCAGACAACACUGGAAGAUCUGAGAGAUUGUGAUACAGACUUUUCGAAAUUUGCACAGGAAUUAGAGCUGAACCAGAAUGAAGAUGGAGACCUGCAGUACGAAGACUCCCAAAGAUUUUUGUACUUGUAUCCCUUUAUGGUGAUGGCAGACACUGUCUGAACUUAUACACCAAAAAUUGUAUCUGUAAAUUCAACACAGAGAAAAACAUUUCAAGAAGACAAAGAAGUAAGAUUAUUUCAGUUUUUAAUAA
Argiope bruennichi is the source of this 4556-nucleotide messenger RNA. RefSeq names its product DNA-binding protein RFX7-like. Gene Ontology annotation, molecular function: RNA polymerase II cis-regulatory region sequence-specific DNA binding; DNA-binding transcription factor activity, RNA polymerase II-specific. The coding region runs from base 98 to 4465 and encodes 1455 amino acids. Gene Ontology annotation, biological process: regulation of transcription by RNA polymerase II. The record is from RefSeq and is a predicted model, not a curated record. The transcript is spliced from 10 exons. NCBI's taxonomy places the organism in Eukaryota, Metazoa, Arthropoda, Arachnida, Araneae, Araneidae.